CUUUGACCACAGCAGCAGACGACCGUAGAGUUUAGUAGUUCGUGUCAUGCGUUUGUAUGGUAUUGUGUUGCGUUUUCUGUGUAAUAUGUAAGUGAUUUGAUGGUGGAGACAGGAAAUCACGGAAAGACACAUAUUGAGUGUGUGGCUUAGGAAGGCAAUCAUGGACUGCAAGGGAACUAGUUGGGUGAAAAAAGAGAAGAGUGAAAUAUAUGCUGAACCAGAAUCCUUGUUUCUUGAAGGUGCGCUAAAGAUUUUAAUGCCUAGUCUCCAUAUAAAGCAAGACCUAGAACUGAAACAGGAGGAUGGCAUUGAGCGUGAUUGUCUUGAAGAUAACUUGGGAAUCUCUCAUACAAAUGAUUUUAUCAAGGAGGAUCCUGAACUAAAUUUGGAGGUGGCAGCCUCAAUAAGAAAAGCAUCUGAUAGUUUAAGUUUUAUUCAAAGUGCUGGUGACAGCUGUGACAUUUCAUAUCAAGAAACAUCACAUCAAGGAGUAGUCAAUGACAAGCUGGAGAUAUAUGCAGAGAAGUCAACAGAUUUCAGUGUGUCUCACAACUAUACCAAAAUACAGACUUCUCAAGAAGACGGCUUAUGUGGCACAAGAUUAAGUUGUAGCAUCAGGGAAAAGGAAUUCCAUAAGUUUAACUGUAGUUUCUGCCUACAGAGCUUCCCUUCAAAAUACAGACUCAUAAUGCAUGUCUUCAUCCACAUUGACGGUGUGCAGGCACCUUCAUAUGUGUGUAAGUCAUGUGGUGAGGUAUUUCCCACUGAUGACUGCUUUAAAGAACAUUUGAGAAUGAGGGAGGGUGACCAAGCGUUAUCUGCUACCAACAGCGAGAAACUUGAAUGCAGUGAUGAUCAUGAAAACAAUAUCUCCUUUGAGUGUGUACAAGACGGAAUCGUGGAACAGACUGAGGAGCCCCCUUCAUACAAGGUACCCAGGAAAACUUUUAAAAAAUCGUUUAAUGACAUAUGUAAUACACAUACUGUGAAAGAAACUGAAGAGAAACUCGAAAGAUGUAAUGACUGUGGAAUUUUAUCUACAAGUGACCAUGUUCAUGUCCACACUGUGCUAAGUGCAACGAGACAUCACAAAUGUGAUGUUUGUGGUAAAACGUUUCCUUUGUUAUGCUAUCUUCAGAGACAGAGAUUAAUACACACUGGAGAGAGACCCCACGGAUGCGAUGUAUGUGGAAAAUCGUUUACUGAAAGGGGCAAUCUCAAGCAACUUGAAUUAAUACACACUGGACAGAGACCACACAAAUGCGAUAUCUGUGGAAAAUCAUUUACUCAGUCGGCCCAUCUGAAAACCCACAGUUUAAUACACACAGGAAAGAGACCACACACAUGCGAUGUCUGUGGAAAACCAUUUACUCAGUCGGGCCAUCUCAAGACCCACAUUUUAAUACACACAGGAAAGAGACCACACAAAUGCGAUGUGUGUGCAAAAUCGUUUACUGAAAGGGGCAAUCUGAAGAAACAUGAAUUAAUGCACAGUGGACAGAGACCACACAAAUGCGAUGUCUGUGGAAAAUCAUUUACUCAGCUGGGCAAUCUCAAGACCCACAUUUUAAUACACACAGGAAACAGACCACACAAAUGCGGUGUGUGUGGAAAAUCAUUUACUGAAAGGGGCAGUCUCAAGAAACAUGAAUUAAUACACACAGGAGAGAAACAAUUUACCACAAGUAUCACAUUUGUGGGGUCUAAUGUAUUGAGUAAUCUCAAGGCCCACAAGUUAUUACACAGUGGAAAGAGACCCUACACAUGUAGUAUUUGUGGAAAAUCUUUUACUCAUUGGGGCAGUCACAGGAAACACAAAUUAAUACACACUACAUAGAGACCACUCAAAGUAUUGUUGAGGUCUGUAGACCUACACAUGUUCAUAGAAGACCACUCAUGUUUUAUGAAAAUUGUUCGCAUGUGCUACAGAGAGGUCACAAAAAAUACGACAAAUCCAUUUCCGCAGCUUCACAUUUGAAGAAGUUAGAUACUAAAUACAACAUAUGAAGCGCACAAUUGUGAUUUUUUGUUGCAAAUGCUCCAUGCUUUAAUGAUCGGGCUACCCGAAAUUUGUGCAUUGAGAUAUAUCUUUUACUCGUUUGAGUAGUAGUACUGUGCAUUUAUCAGGACCCCAUAUUCUUCAAGAGAAUGUACCAGUAUGCUGCUAAUUAUUUGAAAGAAACUGCAAUUUAAAUCUUCAUGAAGCUGUAUCCACUACCAAGGCGACAGCAGAAAUCUGUUUAUUACACAUUCAUAAUGUAGGAAAUUUAUCUCAAGAAUGGACAAAGAUUCAAAAAUCUCUUGAUUAUGCAAACAUAUUAUUGAGGUUUACCUCCUUAAUAGUAAUGCUAUUUGUGUGAUCAAUAAUCUACAUCCAUUGGGAAAUAACUGAUGGUGGCAAGUAUGCUGAGAUAAGAGAAAAAUUAUAAUCAUCUACCUAGUAGCGUUUUGAUUCACCUACAGACCGCAAUACAACAGUGCAUCUCUAUGGU
Molecule: messenger RNA, 2492 nt
Organism: Schistocerca americana (American grasshopper)
Lineage: Eukaryota; Metazoa; Arthropoda; Insecta; Orthoptera; Acrididae
Product: zinc finger protein 723-like
Exons: 8
Coding region: 161-1837 (558 amino acids)
Biological process (GO): regulation of transcription by RNA polymerase II
Cellular component (GO): nucleus
Molecular function (GO): RNA polymerase II cis-regulatory region sequence-specific DNA binding; DNA-binding transcription factor activity, RNA polymerase II-specific
Source: RefSeq, a predicted model, not a curated record